AUGGGAGUCUUAUUCCCAUCCCAGCAGGUAGCUCUGGGUUUCCAUCGGGACGAGCUGGCCGAGCAUCCUCUAGCGGAGGAGAGAGGAGAGGGGAGCGGGCAGCGCGGGCACAGCCUGGGCACCAGCCUGGACUCCAGCAGCAGCUGCAGCAAACACAGCGAGCUGCAACACUACAUCCACAUGCUCCUAGACAGAUCUCCUGGGGAGCCCCUGGAAUCCAGACCCCUCGAUUCCGAGGAACCCCCAAACUCACACAGCGCCUCCCAGUAUCCCCAGUAUACCCAGCAUCCCCAGCAAGGUGGCUCGCCCGUGCUCAGAGCCCGGUCCACUGGGCUGUGGGACCACGUGAGACCAGCGCCCAUGGGCCAGUCCGCUGUGCAGAAAAUGAAAAUGCCAGCGGCUGCACCGUCCCAGAGAAGCACGGAGCAAAACCAGCCUCCACCCUCGACAGCAGUGAGAGGUGCUGAAGAAGGGGUGUUGUCCCCCAAGCAGAUUGGGGAGCUCUCCAGACUCCUGGGACAGUACCAGGGUCACCCAGGCAAGGGGGUGCCGUCCAUGGAGGAGCUGUACACCUACCUCCGGGGCGUGGAGCCCAACAGACAGAAAGAAGCACACGUGGGAAGUGCGGCUGAGCGAGGAAACCGGGAUCAGAAAGUGAACCCCGCCGUGAAGAAGGAGUUGGUGCCGUCCCAGUCCGCCCCGUCCCAGCGUCGAACCAUCGCAUCCCGUCCGGGCAGCGAGAAGAGCCAGCCCAAACCGGGAAAGAAACUGGGGAACCAGAACCAGGGAUCGGCCAAGGGGUCCUCAUGGAGAUAGGAGAGCCGGAGACGGGGAGCACAGGGGAGCGUUUCUACAAACCGGGGUCCCAGACCACAGCAAGGGGGCUCCGGCCUCUCUCUGAUCUGGGAGUCUGAGUCCGAGAGACUCUCAGAGCAGAGCAAGGGGGCUCCGGCCUCUCUCUGAUCUGGGAGUCUGAGUCCGAGAGACUCUCAGAGCAGAGCAAGGGGGCUCCAGCCUCUCUCUGACCUGGGAGUCUGAGUCCGAGAGACUCCCAGACCACAGCAAGGGGGCUCCGGCCUCUCUCUGAUCUGGGAGUCUGAGUCCGAGAGACUCUCAGAGCAGAGCAAGGGGGCUCCGGCCUCUCUCUGAUCUGGGAGUCUGAGUCCGAGAGACUCUCAGAGCAGAGCAAGGGGGCUCCGGCCUCUCUCUGAUCUGGGAGUCUGAGUCCGAGAGACUCUCAGAGCAGAGCAAGGAGGGGUCCAGCCUCUCUCUGAUCUGGGAGUCUGAGUCCGAGAGACUCUCAGAGCAGAGCAAGGGGGCUCCGGCCUCUCUCUGAUCUGGGAGUCUGAGUCCGAGAGACUCUCAGAGCAGAGCAAGGGGGCUCCGGCCUCUCUCUGAUCUGGGAGUCUGAGUCCGAGAGACUCUCAGAGCAGAGCAAGGAGGGGUCCAGCCUCUCUCUGAUCUGGGAGUCUGAGUCCGAGAGACUCUCAGAGCAGAGCAAGGAGGGGUCCAGCCUCUCUCUGAUCUGGGAGUCUGAGUCCGAGAGACUCUCAGAGCAGAGCAAGGGGGCUCCGGCCUCUCUCUGAUCUGGGAGUCUGAGUCCGAGAGACUCUCAGAGCAGAGCAAGGAGGGGUCCAGCCUCUCUCUGAUCUGGGAGUCUGAGUCCGAGAGACUCUCAGAGCAGAGCAAGGGGGCUCCGGCCUCUAUCUCUCUCUCUAUCUCUCUAUCUCUCUAUCUAUCUAUCUAUCUGUCUAUCUGUCUAUCUGUAUUAUUUUUUUGAAUGUAAUAUACUCAUUAAAAUGAAGUGGGUAUUUGAUAAGUAUGUGUAUAGUAUUUAUAUAAUUUCUAACAAAACCUGACCAUGAUCUUCUGAAUGAUUUCCAUGCACUGUUUUUAUUCAUAUAUUUGUAUUUGUUUUAUUUUAUAUAAAUGCUUUCUUGUUGCCAAUG
Acipenser ruthenus (sterlet) is the source of this 1949-nucleotide messenger RNA. RefSeq lists its product as uncharacterized. The coding region runs from base 1 to 816 and encodes 271 amino acids. NCBI's taxonomy places the organism in Eukaryota, Metazoa, Chordata, Actinopteri, Acipenseriformes, Acipenseridae. The transcript is spliced from 7 exons. The record is from RefSeq and is a predicted model, not a curated record.